Messenger RNA from Drosophila subobscura, 6149 nucleotides. It is a transcript of the gene Glut1, whose product is annotated as glucose transporter type 1. Gene Ontology annotation, molecular function: hexose transmembrane transporter activity. Gene Ontology annotation, biological process: monosaccharide transmembrane transport. Gene Ontology annotation, cellular component: membrane. NCBI's taxonomy places the organism in Eukaryota, Metazoa, Arthropoda, Insecta, Diptera, Drosophilidae. The transcript has 18 exons. The record is from RefSeq and is a predicted model, not a curated record.
AGGGCGGUUCCGCCACAGGCAGCAAGCACCAGCCAGCCAGCCAGCAGUCGCAGUCGCAGCCCCACUUCGAGUAGAAGACAAGUCUCCACCACACAACAGUUGAACGCGUCUGAAAAAGUCCACUUGCCACUUGAAUCAAUAAGUGAAAACCAUUAAUUGAGAAUUCGUGUUCGUACUGCCAAUAAAACUUCGCUUAGAAACUAUUAUGCCAAUGUCAGUGCCUUCUUCGGACUAAAACAGUGGAAAAUCACAGCUUGGAAGAAACAAACAAUCAAACAAUAAAGUGUGAAAACUUGUUGAAGUACGUGCGAGAGUGUAUUCCCCAGUUGCAUGCAUUGCAUUGCAUCGAGUGCUGGCAACCGCUGCUCAACUUGUCGACUUUCGGCCGCCUCAACCGCUGACUAGAGGCCAAAACCCGAACAGAGGAGCAGCAGCAGGCAGGAGAGAGAUAGGAUAGGACACGACAGGACGUGGACAUGGCCAAGAGUCCUUAGCCAUGGCUGUUGAAUAAUUAAUGCAGUUUCGUUCCCUCUGCCCUCUCCACACACCCACCCACCUGGUGGCUGCACGCUGCACGGUCCACGGUGCAACGGCAAACGGAAAAACUAAUUUAUGGCAUUAAAAAUGAAUAUUUUCUAGCAGUUUUUAACAUUUGCCACAACUGCUGCUAGAGAGAGAGAGAGGCGAGAGGCAAGAGGAGCCUUGCAACUAGUAGAAGGAACCUGCCACAUCAGCAGCAGCAGCAACAGCAAACAGCAACUGCAUCUGAGUCGGAGGAUAACGCAAGGAUAAUUCGCCAUCUCAUUGCCCGCGAAAUGGAUUUCCUAUGGAUAAACCCUGCCAGAUCAAUGACAUGGCGACCAUUGGUGACAUAUCAUCGAUGAUAAUCUCACCGCCGACGUCUUCCAUUUCGAACGAUCAAGAUCCGUUUGGACAGCUGCCACCGCUACCACCGCCACUGCGUUCCACCCAAGUGCUGCAGCCAUUGAGCGUAUUUCCAGUGUCCAAUUUGAGCGAAGAUUCCUACGAUUAUGUGUUUGGUGGUCGACGUAAGAAUCCGCCCUCAACAACGUCACAACAACUCAAGCUGACAUCACCGCCAGUACGAUUGCGACCAGAAGACGCCUAUCGUGGUGGUGCAGAGAAUAUACAAAACAACGGCCGUUUUUAUCGUCAUUCGUUUAGCUAUGCCCCCAAGCGGCAGCGCCACACCUCCUCCUCGAGUCGGGAUGAUCGUGAUCGUGAAUCGAGAUUGAGAUGUCAUGGAGAGGACGAGGCCACAUUGCGCCAAUUGCUGCUCGAUUUGCAAAAGCAAGUUAGCGUGAUGAGCAUGAAUCUAUCAGCGAAACUCGAUGAGCUGCAGCGAGGCGAUCGACACCUGGAGACGACAGUCGCCUUGUGCGAAAUUCGCACCCAGCUCCAAGAGCUGACCAAAUCCGUAGAGUCCUGCCAGAGUGAAGUCUCAGAGGUCAAACGUGAUAUGGUGGCCAUCAAACAUGAACUGGACACCGUGCAGCAGGUGAAGGAGGAGAUUGAGGAGCUGCGCGAAUAUGUCGACAGACUGGAGGAGCACACACACCGACGGAAGCUAAGACUUUUAGAACAAGGUCUCACCUUCUUCCUCACGUACUCGAUCUUCUCGGCGGUGCUUGGCAUGCUGCAGUUCGGCUACAAUACCGGCGUCAUCAAUGCCCCGGAGAAGAAUAUCGAGAAUUUCAUGAAGGAUGUGUACAAGGAUCGCUAUGGCGAGGACAUUAGCGAGGAGUUCAUCCAGCAGCUGUACUCGGUGGCAGUCUCCAUAUUUGCCAUUGGCGGCAUGCUCGGCGGUUUCAGUGGCGGCUGGAUGGCCAAUCGUUUUGGCAGAAAAGGCGGCCUACUGUUGAACAAUGUGCUUGGAAUAUCGGGUGCUUGUUUGAUGGGUUUUACCAAAGUUAGUCAUUCCUAUGAAAUGUUAUUCCUUGGCCGAUUUAUAAUUGGCGUUAAUUGUGGCCUCAAUACAUCUCUAGUGCCGAUGUACAUCUCGGAGAUAGCGCCACUGAAUCUACGCGGUGGCUUAGGUACUGUUAAUCAAUUGGCUGUGACUGUAGGUUUACUAUUAUCCCAAGUCCUGGGAAUCGAGCAGAUACUCGGCACCAACGAGGGCUGGCCCAUCCUCCUUGGCCUGGCCAUAUGUCCAGCAAUAUUGCAACUCAUUUUACUGCCCGUCUGCCCAGAGUCGCCACGAUAUUUGCUGAUUACCAAGCAAUGGGAGGAAGAGGCACGAAAAGCUCUUCGACGGCUGCGCGCUUCUGGCUCCGUCGAAGAGGACAUUGAGGAGAUGCGCGCCGAGGAGCGUGCCCAGCAGGCCGAGAGCCAUAUAUCCACCAUGGAGCUCAUCUGUUCGCCCACCCUGCGUCCCCCAUUGAUCAUUGGCAUUGUGAUGCAGCUGAGUCAGCAAUUCAGUGGCAUCAACGCCGUCUUCUACUACUCCACGUCGCUGUUCAUGAGCUCGGGCUUGACGGAGGAGAGCGCCAAAUUUGCCACGAUAGGCAUAGGCGCUAUAAUGGUUGUAAUGACACUGGUGUCCAUUCCACUGAUGGAUCGCACGGGUCGUAGGACUCUCCACUUGUACGGCCUUGGGGGCAUGUUCAUCUUCUCCAUAUUCAUAACGAUUUCGUUCUUGAUUAAGGAGUUUUUUGGUUACGUACAGGAAAUGAUCGACUGGAUGUCCUACCUAUCGGUUGUGGCCACCCUCGGAUUUGUGGUCUUCUUUGCCGUUGGCCCCGGAUCCAUACCCUGGAUGAUCACCGCAGAGCUCUUCUCCCAGGGACCCCGACCCAGUGCCAUGGCCAUUGCGGUGCUAGUGAAUUGGAUGGCCAACUUUGUGGUUGGCAUUGGUUUCCCCAGCAUGAAGACUGCUUUGGAGAACUAUACGUUCUUGCCGUUUAGCGUGUUCUUGGCCAUCUUCUGGAUAUUCACGUACAAAAAGGUGCCCGAGACGAAGAACAAGACCUUCGAGGAGAUACUCGCCCUCUUCAGGCACAACAAUGGCAGGAGUAUGCUAAACUGCACAAAUAGCUUGGAGCCACAAUCAAUGAAUUCUGGCAUCGAGCAUGCCGCCUUGAUGGUAUCCGAGGAGAAGACCCAACAUGACUCACCUGCUUCCGAGCGAUUUUUAGACGGCGGCCGAAGUACACACCAGGGCCGGAGCGGUGCCUCUGCGCCCCAUCACCUUCGUCAGCAAGCACCUGUCUGCCCGAACAGCGGGCCUUGACUGAGGAACGCCUCACCUCCUGAAACUGCCAGUGUUCGGUCCGUGAGUCGCGCUGAUGAGAUGCCAAUGUCCAUGCAGAAGCAGCAACAGCAGUCGCAUCACCAGUCCCGAUAUGCCACACACGAAUACGUACAUUGUAGCCAUGAGAAGGAUGUUGUGUGUGAUCAAGCAGCCCCCUCGCAGCAGCAGCAGCCACAACAGAUGCCACAGCAACAGCAGCAGCCACCAGCGCACAGUCAUAGCCACAAGCCGAAUCACGAGCCGAAUCAGGAGACGGUCUCCAUCCUAUCACACUGCCACCAAAUGCAGCAGCAGCAGCCAGUACAACCACUGCAGAACCAGCCACGCAAGCCACACAGCCACAGUCCGCAUCAUAGUCGCCAUACCUCACCGCACAGCCAUCACUCACAUCAUCAUCAUUACCGUAGACGUCGUCGCCAGGGCAGCGGCAGUCUGCCAGGAGCUCACACGCAUCACUCGGGGCACCACUCGGUGGCAGGCACCAGCACGCGCCAUGGCGGUGUCUGCGCUGCCAGUCGUCGCCAUCGCUCUGUCACGGAUGUGUCCACCAAUUCCUGCCAGGAUCCCAGCUGCGCGGAUCGUGAGGUGCAGGAGAUUAUGGUGCGCAAGUCCUGCUGCACCUCCUCCUCGCGCACCGAGCUGGCCCAGUUCUUCGCCGAGGAUCUGUAUGGCUCCUCCUCGAGACGCCCCAGCAGCUGCUGCACCAGCUCCGACUACUGCUACCAGACAGACUCGACGAGUCUCUACGGCUCCAGGUCCUCGCUCAGCCGCAACAACUCCAUCAAGUCAGCCUCCGCAGCCAUGCGGAAGCAGCAGCGCCUGCAGCAUCGCCAGCCCAGCUACACCUCCAUCUCCUUGCGGGGAUUGAACGCCAGUCAUCCGAACAGUCAACUGGGAUCUCUCACCUCCAUCUUCGACAGGGCCAAGCAGAUGGCGGCGGAGCUUAAACCCGGAGAGGAUGCGGCAGGCUCUACGCUGGAGAGGCAGAGCUCCAAGGGAGCUUUGAGCAACGAUCUGCCGGAGUAUGCCUGCUCGCCUUCACCCAUCCGCUGGAGUUUCCUGGCCGACGGCAAGUCGCCAACGGACUUUGAGGGCGCCGUGGGAGGAGGAGAGGAGGAGAAGCUGGAUGCCUGGCAGGUGCCCGAGCCAGAGCCCGAGAAGAAGCCCUGCAGGAAGAUUACCAGCGCAGAGACGGCCUGCUGGAAGAGUGGCUCCGUGUACGAUGAGGGUCCCAGUACCUCGGCAGCGGCUGCAGCCCGGAAGCGGCGCGGCAGCAGCUACCACUGCGAGUUCGAGGAGGAGUCCACGACGGUGCUCUUCCACCAGGACCCAGGGGAAUCGUUCAACAACUGCUGCAACAACUACAUUCAGUGCAACAGCUACCUGGACCAGGACCUGCAGAUCACCAGCGAGGACAUCCAUCAGUAUUUGUCCAAGGGUGAUCCCACGGCCACGGAUGUACUCAACAACUCGAAGAACUAUCCCUUCCAGCCGAGCAAUGCGCUGGAGUUUCAGUACAAGAACAACUUCCAGCAGGGUGGCGGAGGCAUCGGCGGCGGUAACAACAACAACACAAAUACCACAAACACAGCCUCCAGCGAUGCGGGGGAGUGCUUCCAGAGCUACAGGGCCAGCUCCAAGGAGACGAAUCUCAACCAAACAACGACGACAACAGCGACGGCAACGACUGGCACCUCAACGGAGCCAAUGUCCCCGACAAACAUCAACCUGUCGACGAGCUCGAACAACAUCAAUAUCGUGUUUAGCAGCAGCCUCGAGCGCAACGCCAACGAAGUGAAGUUCAUCAACAACCGAAGUGGAGGAGGAGGCUCCACCACAGACGAGAGUGGAAUGGUGGGUUGCGAGGGACAUCAUGCGGGAUAUCUGCCGUACACUUACCCCAGCUAUGACUACACCAACAUGUCGGGCAACUCGCACUUUGAGAAGUCCCUGGGGAUCGAUGAGCUGCCCAAGGAGUUCAGCGGCUGCCAAGUGGAUGCCUCUACGACCAGCGAGCAUUCAUCGUCGCUGCCAUCGCCACAGCCGCUCUACCAUCACCACCAUCAUCAGCAGCAACAGCAGCAGUUCCAUCACUUCGAGUCCUUUGAUGCUGCCUCGGAGCACAAUCUGCUGUCGCAGCCCAUGUCCCCGAGUUCGCCGCUGUCGGGUUCGGUCAAUCCCGCUGGCGACGACGACUUUGUUCAAAUGCAUCACUAUCACGCCUCCAGCACGCAUUCGCAUGCCCAUCACCACUCGCAAACGCAAUCGCACCCGCAAACGCAAUCGCACCACAGUCACGCCCAUGCUCACACCCACGCCGCCCAUGGUCAUGGCCACCCAACAAUGUUGCCACAGCAGGGAGCACAUGCCACGCGCUACGGCGACCCCCUGGCCGGGACGGGGGUCUUGAAGAGAGUGCGCAAGCGAGCACGCAACUUCCUGCGGAAGAAGUAAGAGAGUGAUCCAUCGUCCCAUCCCAUAGAUUCGCCUUACUUUGGACGAAAGUAUCUGGUGGUCUCGAAGUCUCCACAGACACCCCCACGACAGCAGCAGCAACUGGAGCGGCGGACGCAGAGCCUGGACGAGGACUGAGAUGAUAGUGGGACAGUGGGGCAGUGGCUGUACAUCAGCAUCGCCCUGGCGGCCAUCAUCAUCAUCAUCGCGACAAGCAAUAACUGAAUAAUCCCCACAGACUGGUUGCAGAAACCCCUGUGGAUAUAUCUUUUAAAUUUAAUUACAAUUUUUACACUGCCAAAAAUGAGAAAUGAGAAAACGAAAGAAAGUUAAGGUUAAUUUUGUGCUAAGCCAAACAAGAACUCUGUUGCCAGCGAGUCAAAUCACAGACACACCACAAAAUGCACUCCACAAGCAAAAA